UGGCUGAACAUGUCAAAUCUUUAAAGGUCAGAAAGCUCAGAACAGUUUCAUAAACUCCUAUUUAAAAUAUGAAUUAAAGUGUUGCUGUAAAUGUGGAUGGUUUGAGGAUAAUUUAGAUUUCCCAAGUGAAAGUCCAUGUUUACGACUGUCAACGAACGGAAGUUGUUGUACACCGUCGGACUUUUUUUUGUGAAACAUUGGCGGUAUUUUCGAUUCUUCACUGAACCUGCUGCCUGUUUGCUCCAGCCAGCCCAGUAACAGUGAGGUCGGAUAUGGAGGGUUGCUGAGUCCUGCUCUCGACCGGGGUCCGUCAGCCAGUCCAGCCGGACAGGACUCCGGUCAGGAGACGCAUAGUUAGGACGACAGGAUGAGCUCCACGGCCCCCCCGGCCAAGAGGAAAUGUUACAUGGGACGACAUCAGAUCAUCAAGAAAAACAGUGUCCCCGACCCUGAGCAGCCACUCACCCCAAGACGCUCCAGUCGCCUGCAAAACACUCAUAUACACACACUGCGUGACAACACACACACGGCCCGGAAUGUGGCUGCAGGACAGGUGUGUGUGGUAGGAGACUCCUCCUUGGACCCUGGAGAGGAGAUGCUGCAGGUUCUGGAUCCUGGAGGGAUGAAAUUAACACAUGGGGUAGAGAUGGGGGUAUCUUUAAUCCAGAGAGGGGUAUCCCACGCCUCUGCAGCUCCAGCCAAGACCUCCCACAGCCUGACACCAGGACCAGAGGUCGGGGCUAGGGUUGGACUGGGACCAGGUGUGUGUGAGCAUCCAGGGCUAGUUCAGACAGCGGACUGUAAGGACCUGGCUCAGUGCCUGCUGUUCAGUGAAGACUCAGAGGACAGAGAGCAUGCUGGGACGCUUCCACACAGACCUGCGGACGCCACACCCCCUCAGAAGAACUGCAGCUCCAGAGGUAGGAAGCGCAGGGCCAGGGGGAGGAGCUCUGAGACCACACCCACAGGAAGAGGAAAUGGUUCCUGCCAGAAUGCUGACUCCCCAUUGGACGUGUCUGAUGACUUCAUCCUGUUCAGACCCUCCCACGUGGCACGGGCGAGGGAGAGCGCGGCGCUACAGCGGUCUCUGAGGAACAACAUGUCAGCCUCUGUUCUCACGCCCCCUACUGGGCUGGAGGCCAGCACACUCAACACUACAGGUGCAGGUCUAUCAGCGGUGUUUAUGCGUCCAGACGAGCAGUGUGACAGGUUGUUGUUGUCCAGCUGGGGGCUGCCUGCUGCGGUCCUGGAACGCUACCGUCGUCAUGGUGUCUCCUCCAUGUUCCCCUGGCAGGCUCAGUGUCUCAGUCUGGGACGCGUGCUGCAAGGACACAACCUGGUCUACUCAGCCCCAACCAGUGCAGGGAAGACCCUGGUGGCAGAGCUGUUAAUGCUGAAGAGAGUCCUGGAGACCAGGAGGAAAGCUCUGUUUAUUCUGCCCUUUGUAUCCCUGGCCAAGGAGAAGAUGACCUACCUACAGAGUGUGUUCUCCGAGGCGGGGGUGUGUGUGGAGGGCUACAUGGGAGGCCGGGCUGCUCCAGGAGGUUUCAGUAGUCUGGACGUAGCAGUGUGUACUAUAGAGAAGGCCAACUCCCUCCUCAACAGACUCAUAGAGGAGGAUUCCAUGGACCUACUGGGUGUGGUGGUUGUGGAUGAGCUUCACAUGGUAGGAGACUCUGGUAGAGGAUAUCUGCUGGAACUACUGCUCACUAAGAUACGAUACAUCGCCCUCAAACACAACACCAACAACGGCUCCUUAUCAGAAGGUAUCCAAAUCGUGGGUAUGAGUGCCACCCUCCCAAACCUGUCCCUGCUGGCUGGGUGGCUGGAUGCGGAGCUUUACCAGACUGACUACAGACCCGUCCCGCUGAAGCAGAGGCUCAAGGUGGGGAACAGCAUCUACGACUCCAGCCUCUCUCUGGUCCGAACCUUCGAGCCCCUGAUCACGGUCAAGGGAGAUGAGGACCACAUACUGUCUCUAUGUUAUGAGACAGUGAGUGAGGGUCACUCUGUCCUCCUGUUCUGUCCUUCCAAGAGCUGGUGCGAGAAACUGUCUGACAGUAUUGCUAGAGCGUUCUACAACCUCAGACACACAGGUGGUCAGGUGGUCAGUGGUGUGGCGCUCCAGGCUGUGGCAUUGGACCAGGGGGGAGUGGUGGAUGUGUUAGCCCAGCUCAGACGCACCCCGGCUGGGUUAGACCCAGUCCUGCAACGCACCGUGCCCUGGGGGGUGGCCUUCCACCACGCUGGUUUGACGUUUGAUGAGCGAGACGUGUUGGAGGGAGCAUUCCGAGGGGGCGUGGUCAGAGUGUUGGCGGCGACCUCAACCUUGUCAUCGGGGGUCAACCUGCCUGCACGUAGGGUUAUCAUACGAACUCCGACCUUUAAUGGCCGUCUGCUCGACCCCCUGACCUACAGACAGAUGGCCGGACGCGCCGGGAGGAUGGGAGUCGACACUGAGGGGGAGAGUGUGUUGGUGUGUAAAGAGGCUGAGCGUCAAAAGGGUGUGUGUCUUCUCCAGGGCUCUCUGCAGCCAAUCAGCAGCUGCCUGGUGAAGAGGGAGGGGGAGGGCCUAACCACCAGCAUGCUCCGAGCCAUCCUGGAGAUCAUUGUUGGGGGCGUGGCCAGCUCUCCCCAGGAUGUGAGGCUUUAUGCUUCCUGUACGCUGCUGGCUGCUGGUGCCCGCUAUGACACCACAGGAGGGGAGACGGGAGGAGGCGUGCGGGAGGGAGCGAUAGAGGCAUGCGUGGAAUGGUUGAUUGAGAAUGAGUUCAUAUCUAUCCAAAGAGAGGGUAAUGAGAGGGGCAGAGGGGGAGAGUGGGAUGAGAGAGGGGGGGCAGGAGGACAAGAGAGGUACUGCCCCACCCACCUGGGUUCUGCCACUCUCUCCUCCUCUCUCUCGCCUCCCGAGGCACUGGGCAUCUUCUCAGAUCUACAGAGAGCCAUGAAGAGCUUCGUAUUGGACAACGACCUACACACACUCUACCAGAUAACUCCUGUGUUUGCUGAGUGGACCACAAUAGACUGGUACCAGUUCUGGUGUCUGUGGGAGGGGCUUGGCUCAUCCAAUAAGAGAGUAGCAGAGCUGGUGGGUGUUCAGGAGAGCUUCUUGGCUCGGUCUGUUAGCGGGAAACUGAUCGCCAAGACAGACAGACAGAGACGACAGAUGGCCAUACACAAACGGUUCUUCACUACUCUGGUCCUUCAGGACCUUGUCAAUGAGGUUCCUCUGGGUACCGUGGCAACCAAGUACAACUGUAGCCGCGGACAGCUACAGUCUCUACAGCAGUCUGCCUCCACGUAUGCAGGCAUGGUAACGGUGUUCUGCCGGCGGCUGGGAUGGCACAGCUUGGAGUUACUCCUGUCCCAGUACCAGACCAGGCUGAGCUUUGGGGUCCAGAGGGAACUGGUCGACCUGGUCAGGGUCUCACUGCUGAGCGCAACAAGGGCACGAACACUCUACGACCAGGGCCUCGCUACGGUGGCCCAGCUGGCCAGGGCAAAGGUCACUGAGGUGGAGAAGGCCCUACGCAAGGCUGUCCCCUUUAAGAGUUCUCGUCGUGCGAUGGAUGAGACCGAGGGGGAGGCAGCUGAGAGGCGGAGCUUACGGUGUGUCUGGGUCAGUGGGGGGCGUGCUCUAACAGAACACGAGGCAGCCAUUGAAAUCGUGUCUGAGGCCAGGCUCCUCCUCCAGCAAGACCUCGCCCUAUUGGGGGUGACCUGGGACCCAGCGACACUGCCCACGGAAACACGCCCUAACAACGACCAUGACAACGACUCACCAGAGACACAGCGGGACCGGUCCAAAUCCUGGAGAGAUAAAGAGAGGAGGUUAAAUGAGAAGAAAGAGAUGGAAGACAGAGGGAGAAAUGUGGUUGAACAGAAAGAGAGAAAGGAGAGAGGAGGAGUGGAGGUGGGAGAGAGGGAAAAGAGAGGAGUAGAGGUUGGAGAGAGAAAGGAGAGAGGAGGAGUGGAGGUGGGAGAGAGGGAAGAGGGAGGAAACGAGGAAGACCCUAACCUUCCUGUCUGUGACAGGAGAGGUAUAAACACCCAGGACUUAGCUGAACUAGUCAGUAGCCCUCACCCCCCUCUCAAUCCCUCCAACCACCCCUUCCACUCUCCCCCUCCCCGUUUCAGAGCCCCCACCUCCCGAGUGGAGGAACCUCUGACCAGUGUUUCUGGGGGGACAGUAAAGAGGGACGGACUGGGCGUGGCAGGGAGAUCUCCUGCACAGGCAUGUAGAAGACAGCCGUCCACAGCUCUGAGGAAAGUGCUGCGCUCUAUACACUCAGAGAGGAGGGAGGAGGGGGAGGAGGAGGAGAGGAGGGAGGAUGAAAAGAGGGGAGAGAGAGAGGAGGAGGAGAAGAUGGGAGAAAGGGAGGAGAAGAGCGUAGAGAAAAGAGAGAGUGAGGAGAGGAGGAGAGGAACAUCGUUUAAACUUCCUCCUGAAACACUACCAGUUCCUGCCCCGAUCUUGGUUUCUACCCCAAAGUCUGCACCUCUCCUCCAGAGCAAGGCACCACCAGAGGUCCCUGUCCCCCCUCCUCCCUGCCUCCUCUCCCCUGUCCCCCCUCCUCCCCGCCUCCUCUCCCCUGUCCCUCCUCCCCUCUUCCUCUCCUCUGCCCAAGCCCCAGCUCUUUCUCUCUCUUUUGUAGUCAAACGCCGGGGGGUGGAAGAGCAGGAUAGGUGUGGGUCUCCUGAACUCUACGAGGAGGAGGAGGAGGGAAAGUUUGGGGAUAGUUUGGAGUUGGACACUCAGACUGAGAGAAUGAUUCUACUACAAGACCAGAGAGAGGAGAGGGAGAGAGAGUGUGCUAACUCACAGCAUGAGAGAGGAAGGAGGGAGAAGGGUGGAGAGGAGGAGAGAGGAAGGAGGGAGAGAGGUGGAGAGGAGGAGAGAGGAAGGAGAAAGAAAGGUGGAGAGGAGGAGGAGAGAGGGAGGGAGAAAGGUGGAGAGGAGGAGAGAGGGAACAGGGAGAAGGGUGGAGAGGGGAAAUCCACUGACGUUAACCCACCGAACCCCUCACCAGUCAACAGUAUCCAUGGCAACCCCCAUACCUAUGGUUUCCAUGACGACGCUGCGCCCAGAUACAACUUCUCUCUGACUGACAGCCAGAUGGAACAGAUCCUCGACAACCAGAUCUUGGCAGGCGAUAAUGAUGACGAUGAUGGACCCUUCCCACCCCCUAGCGCACACCGCUCCUCAGGGACCAAUGAGAACAGUCUAAACGGCAGUAGCAGCUUCCUAUUCGACAGCCUGUACGACAGCUCUUUAUUGGCUGGGCUUAGCCACGACUCUCACCAAUCAGAGGAGGAGAAGGAGGGGCCUGUUGUCAUGGAGACCAGUCUCCUGUCCAACCAGCAGCGGCAACGCAGCGGGCUCAUAGCCAAUCAGGAGGCAGAGGAACAGGAGGCCGUCCAAUGGGGCGAGUCGUCCUUCAACCUAUCAGAGUGGGGCGACUCUCUGCUGGUUGGAGAGCACUUCCUGGAGAGGCGGAGCCUGCUGAGACACACGGAGGGAUUGCAACACGAACAAGACUGCGGUCAGACCGACAGACCCCAACCUGACCAUGGGGAAACAGAGCAACAAGGACCUCAACCCAACCACAGCAAUGGUCAGACAGACGAUCGCGGUCGGGGAAAAAACACACAUGACCAGUGUUUGACGGAGCGACCGCAACACAAUCACAGUGGUCUGUUAUAUGAACCCAAAGACAACCAUAACCAGACAGACAGACUGACACAGAACACUGGUGGAGAAGAGGUGGAACCUUCCUGGUCAGAGAGACGGGGAGAGAAGAGGAGAGAGGGGAUGAGAAAUGUAGUGGGAGAGGAAAGGGGAGAAAAAGGAGGAGAUGGAGGGGUUGAGAAGGAGAGAGAUGUGAGAGGUGUUGCAGUGUGUGAGAGCAGGCUGUUUAAAAGACCUGCAUCACGGAGAGAUGGAGGGAGAGAGCGAGAGGAGGAGAGAGAGAAGUGGAGAGAGUCUGAACCCUCCCUCCUCUGCAGCCCUGGACUCCAGGACAUCUUUGAUCGUUGGCCUAGUAUGUCUGACCAGCCCUCCCAACACCCUCUGCUACCACCUGCUCACACACUCUCACACACUGCUGUUGACAACCAAGACUCAGAGGACAGUUUGACUGGUCUGACUGAUCUAACAGCACUGGGACGUGCUGAGGAGGACAGAGAGACAGAGGACAGUUUGACUGAUCUAACAGCACUGGUACGUACUGAGGAGGACAGAGAGACAGGAGAGACCAGUGUGAGAUGUGGUGAGACGAGGCAACCCCUGAGGGAGAAAGAGGGGGAGAGACGAGGGGAGAACAACGUGAGAUGGGGGGGGACAUGGGGACAACUGGGGGAAAGAGAAGAGGGGAGAUCAGGUGGGGCUCAUGGGGACCUCAUCCCCCCAACUCAAGAAACUGUCAAACUGACCAUCUCCUCAACCCCCACCCCUCGACCUAUCCACCAAUCAGCUCAUUCCUCCCGCCUCCCUGAUCAACCAGCAGUCUCUGUUGGUCCCCAGUUCCUGAAACCAGAUCCCAAAACGGACACACACUCUCACUCAGCCCCCAAAAUAGACCUCAAACCUCCCCCUCUCCCCAAAACAGACCCUAAACCUCCCCCUCACCCCAAAACAGACCCUAAACCUCCCCCCAAAACAGAUACCAAACCUCCCCCCAAAACAGACACCAAACCUCCCCCCAAAACAGACACCAAACCUCCCCCUCAACCCAAAACGUUGCUAGACUCUCCUCCUGUCCUCUCCUCCCCCUCAUCUCUGACUGACGAGGGCUUCACCCUCCAGCUCUCCCAGGAUGCAUCUCUCUCUCCCAGCAGCCCUAGCGGUGGGCUGGCCAUCAUAGACGUGGCGAGCGACAGAACACUGUUCUACACCUUUAUAGAGGAGUGGAGGAGGAAGGAGAGGUAUUCCCUCGUUCCUGUCUGUCAAACGAUAGAACACGGAGGAGACGGAGGGAUUGGAGGGAGGCAGAUGAGAGGUCUUCCCCGGUGUUCCUCAGGAAGUGUGGUGUUAACAGGACUGGCUGUCUGCUGGGGAGGAACAGACUGUUACUACAUAUCACUACUACAGCAGCAGAGUACCGAGAUGUGCUCCAGUAUGGCCCCGCCCCCGCUGGCUGCUGAUUUGCCAGUUGGAGAGAGGGUGGAGCAGAUGAGAGCCUGUCUGAGUAAGUCAUUGGCCGACGGGGCAGGGGGUGUGGUCAUGACUUAUGACAUCAUCCAGGUAUACAAGACACUGGUGCUGAGCUAUGGUAUCUCCUUGGAAGGACCCUGUGAAGACAUGAAGGUGGCGUCUUGGCUGUUGGACCCGGGUAGUGAGGAGAGAACUCUAACCAACAUGGUCACCUGCUACUGUCCCUCAGAACUACCGCUGCUGGAUGGACGCACACACUCCCCUCGCCUACGAGCAGCCAUAGACAGCGUGCUAAUACACAGCACCAUGGGUCACCUCACUACCCUGAUGGAGAAAGAUGGACUGAUAGAUGUGUUCCGCAGUGUGGAGAUGCGUUCCCAGGUGUGCCUGGCGCUGCUAGAGCUGAAUGGGAUUGGCUUCAGCUGGGAGGAAUGUGACAGGCAGAAACACGUGAUGCAGGCCAAGCUGUCAGCUCUGGAGACACAGGCCUACAGCCUUGCUGGACACAACUUCUCUCUGACUAGCACCGAGGAUGUGGCACAGGUGUUGUUCCGUGAGCUGCGCCUGCCUCCCAGCUGUGAUUUGAGCGGGGGGAGGGGUAAGAAGACCCUGGGGUACAGCAGGAGAGGAACAGGACGCGCCGGGUUGGGGAAACCGUUCAGUACCACCAAGGACAUCCUGGAGAAGCUCAGUUCCCUCCACCCGUUGCCGGGGGUGAUUCUGGAGUGGAGGAGGAUCACCAACGCCUUGACAACGGUGGUGUUUCCCCUGCAGAGAGAGAAACGACAUCACCCCCUGCUGGUUAUGGAUAGAAUACAUCCUGUCUCCCAGACACACACUGCUACAGGCAGAGUGAGCUUCACAGAGCCAAACAUCCAGAACGUUCCGAAGGACUUUGAGAUCCAGAUGGCCUCUGUGGUGGAGGAGAGCCCGCCCUCACAAGAUGGACGCCGGACAGGUCGGGGCCGUUCCAGGCUGAUCAGACCUCCAGCUCCUCCUCCUGAAGGGGCCGUGGCCUUCUCCGUCAGCAUGAGACACGCCUUUGUACCUUUCACAGGAGGGAUGGUAUUAGCAGCAGAUUAUUCCCAGUUGGAGCUCAGAGUGUUGGCUCACCUCUCUAAGGACAAACGUCUGCUACAGGUGUUGAAUGGAGGAGCUGAUGUGUUCCGCUGUAUCGCUGCUGAGUGGAAGAACAUUGACCUGGAGACUGUAGACGACACCCUGAGACAACAGGCUAAACAGAUAUGUUAUGGUAUAAUCUAUGGGAUGGGAGCCAAAUCUCUGGGGGAGCAGAUGGGGAUCGAGGAGGACGAUGCAGGUGCCUAUAUCCAGAGCUUCAAGGACCGAUACACAGGUAUCCACAGGUUCCUGAAGGAGACAGUGCGUAGCUGUGUGAAGAAGGGUUUUGUCCAGACUCUACUGGGGAGGAGGAGAUACCUACCUAACAUCAACAGCAACGGCUACACCAGGAAACAGGCGGAGCGUCAAGCUGUUAACACGACAGUCCAGGGGUCAGCCGCUGACAUCGUUAAACUGGCUACCGUCAACAUUCAGCAAUGUCUUAGAGACACCUACCCUGCUGCUCCUCUCUCACACCAACACACAGAGAACCGUGGUCAUGGCAGGGCUGUUAAACGUCAUCGUGGGGCGUUUUUCAUCCUGCAGCUUCAUGAUGAACUCAUCUAUGAGACCGCAGAGGAGGACCUCAUACAGGUGGCUCAAAUAGUGAAAAGAGAGAUGGAGAGUGCUGUGAAGCUCUAUGUUAAGCUGAAAGCCAAGGUCAAGGUGGGACCCAGCUGGGGGAACCUGCAGGACCUGGACAUCUGAACAACGUCCCAAUGAUCUCCCCUUCCUCCCAAUGGAUCUGAACAACGUCCCAAUGAUCUCCCCUUCCUCCCAAAGGACCUGAACAACGUCCCAAUGAUCUCCCCUUCCUCCCAAUUAUCUCCCCUUCCUCCCAACGGGCCUGAACAAUGUCCCAAUGAUCUCCCCUUCGUCCCAAUGAUCUCCCCUUCCUCCCAAAGGAUCUGAACAACGUCCCAAUGAUCUCCCCUUCCUCCCAAAGGAUCUGAACAACGUCCCAAUGAUCUCCCCUUCCUCCCAAUGAUCUCCCCUUCCUCCCAAAGGAUCUGAACAACGUCCCAAUGAUCUCCCCUUCCUCCCAAAGGAUCUGAACAACGUCCCAAUGAUCUCCCCUUCCUCCCAAUGGACCUGAACAACGUCCCAAUGAUCU
Molecule: messenger RNA, 9386 nt
Organism: Oncorhynchus mykiss (rainbow trout)
Lineage: Eukaryota; Metazoa; Chordata; Actinopteri; Salmoniformes; Salmonidae
Source: RefSeq, a predicted model, not a curated record